CCAACUUUGAUCAGGAUAUUUCCAGGCGCCCCUCCACAGCCAGCUCAACUGCCCGCCCGCCCGAGCAGAGAAGCACAGCUCAACUUGGGGCGAAUUGGGAGCUUGAUGCCCUAGAAAUAGGGUCAUUGCAAUGUCGAGGCCAGACAAUCUAGUAUAACCAGCCAAGCCACCGCGACGACGACGGCGACGACGACGAAGACACCUAGCGCCUGGCCUUGAGUGCCAGUCGCCUGCGCAGCACCCCUUAUGGCGCCACCACACCUCCAUCCACGGUCGCGCAUGACCUCGUCCCUUUUUAUGACCACCGUCUUCGCGAGCUUCUUCGUCGUGGCCCUGCCGCAUGUCCUACCAUGCCCUGCGCCGAGAAAGGCCUUCCUCGAUGGCGAAGUUUCGGUUGACGCAAAUGGCAGGCGCCGCCGCCGGAGGAAGCCCCAGGACCCCGAGGUCAAGGGCGGAAUCGUGCAGUUUGACGUCAUGAACGCCCCCGUUGAGUCGUCGCCCGCAGAGCCGGCCGCCGCAACGAGGAGGGAAUGCCCAGUGCCCAAGCCGGGUGGCGUCGUGGGCGAGCUCCUAGGAUUCAGGAAGUCGUCGGCAAGCGAGCAGACAGAGAAUACCAGGAGGUGACCACACGGGAUGAUGCGCCGCUUGUCGCAUAGCCAAAAAAAAACGUGUAUAGAAGGGGCUCGGCCGGUGGCAGCAGGGAGCAAUGCCACCAGGUCACCAAUGGCUGGCGAGAACGAGCCGACCAAGCCACGAUCUACUUUGCUACAUAAAUUCACGCCCGAAACAACGAACGGGCGGCGAUAUCUAGCGCUGAACCCUACAGAAUAAGGCCUAUGAUAGAGGCGUUGACCCACGAGAUACACCAGACAUUUCAUAGAAUGUUCCAGCUUGGCGCCAUUUUGUUUCUCUCGGCAUCCAUAGCGGUACAUCACAUGUGUAUGAUGAGUACGCAGUGCGGCUACGGAACUUGGGCCUUCUCGUGGGAGCGAGUCGCGAUAAACUUCUAAAUCGAGGUCGCCAAACACCCCUGAUCUGCAGAUCGGGGAAUAUAUCUCGUCUAUCCUGG
Molecule: messenger RNA, 1069 nt
Organism: Gaeumannomyces tritici R3-111a-1
Lineage: Eukaryota; Fungi; Ascomycota; Sordariomycetes; Magnaporthales; Magnaporthaceae
Exons: 2
Coding region: 247-624 (125 amino acids)
Biological process (GO): mitochondrial respiratory chain complex IV assembly
Cellular component (GO): mitochondrial matrix
Source: RefSeq, a predicted model, not a curated record